Messenger RNA from Otolemur garnettii (small-eared galago), 735 nucleotides. RefSeq names its product transmembrane protein 71 (gene TMEM71). Bases 37 to 735 code for a protein of 232 amino acids. The transcript has 8 exons. The record is from RefSeq and is a predicted model, not a curated record. Lineage: Eukaryota; Metazoa; Chordata; Mammalia; Primates; Galagidae.
AGAAUCUGUGAAGUUUGAAGAAGCGGCCUUCCCAAGAUGUACCGAAUAUCUCAACUGAUGUCAACACCAGCAGCAAGUUCUUCCCGGUUGGACAGAGAAUGUGCUGGAGAGCUAUCUGCCACAUGCAUUUCCCCAAGUUUUUCCUGUGAUUUCCUGGAUGGUGACAGUUCCUUUGAAUGCUGCUCUGUGGACCCCCUGACAGGCUUUCACUAUAUCUGUCGCCGAAGUCCCAGACUUCUCACCAAUGGCUACUAUGUUUGGACAGAAGACAGUUUCCUCUGCGAUGCUGAUGGCAAUGUGACUCUGAAUCCAUCCCAGACCCGUGUUAUGUACAAGGAGAACUUAGUUAGGAUAUUUAGGAAAAAAAAGAAAAUCCGCCAUUCUCUUCCUUCUCUCUUCAACCUCCGUGCCUCUAAAUCUUGGCUGCAUGGAAGUUUCUUUGGUGAUGUUGAUUCUGCAAGUGAGGAUGUCUGGUUGGAGGAGGUCAGGAGGCUGGAUACAGACCACUGCAAUGGGAAUGAAACCAGUUUGUCACAAGAGGUCUCCUUUCGGGCAAUCCUGCUUGCUGUGUGCUUAGUCAGUUUUGCGUGUGCAAGAUGGUUUAUGGAAGGAAUGUUAGCCAGUGUCUUCACAUGCUUGCUGUUGGUAAUGGUAGCUUAUGCUGCAAAAUCAUUGUUUUUCAGCCUUGCCAGCUAUUUCAAAGCCACGACUUAUAUUGGAUUUGCCAAAAUUUGA